AUGCCUCGGUGCAAUCGCGUGUUCCACCUACAUUCCAAACUCGCCAUCGCAUAUACGCGACGCGUACCGCACCGUACAGGACGACUACACAUGAUUUAUUUCAAGGGCCAACCCUCAUCCUUCCCCUUCAGCCCUCACUCUUUUGCAACACCACGCUCUUUACUGCUAUGCCUCUUUAGCGACGCGUUUCCCCAACGGCGCGCUGGUCGUCGUUUUUUUUUGUCGUUUGAUGUCGUUUUGCAAGUUCCACCACGCUCACCGUCGUUCAUUCUAAUCGUUCAGCAAAAGCACAAGCGACGCACCGCGUUAUUCAUUCUUUUUCUGAUCAUCUCGUCACUCUUUCUCCACGCAUAUAUACGCGACACGCGAAGUUCCGUGGCUUCUUUCACCAUGUUCACACGUCUUCUGACACUCUUUCUCUCUCCCCUCCUCUUCCUCAUCCAAAUACUCUUCACGCAAUCCUGCCUCGCUCAUCCCCAAAUCAACGUUCCCGUGGUGAGUUCUGUUGUUGGGUUGGUGCCUGUUGGGGGGGUUGUGAGUUCUGUGGUUGGGGGUACAUCGACGGUGAAGAGUUCGAGUUUGAGCUCGGGCUCGAGCUCGAGUUCAGUGGGGAGAGGGACGGCUACGUCUCAGCCUACAUCUACAUCUGUAUCUGCAUCCACGGCGGUUUCGGGUGGGGGAAGUACGUCGUCGAGUGCUUUCGCGGUGAGCUCGACAUUGUUGCCGUCGCUGUCGUUCUCACUUUCUACGCUGUCAGGGUUAGGAAGCGGGUUGCCUUUAUCAUCCUCGUUGGUGCAGAUUCCGGUGUCUGUUCCUUCGGUCGGUGGCUUGCUAUCUAGCACUUCUCUUCCAGUAUCCCCGGCUUCGUCGUUACCUUUGGUUUCUUCGGGAUCAAGGAGUGUCAGUGGGUUGCCUCUAUCGUCGUCGUCGCUACAGAUACCCAUCUCAGUAUCUUCAGUCGGGGUGUCCACGCCUGGAUCGCUUUCACUUCCAUUGCCCUCUUCGGUUUCGGUCCCUGGGUUGAGUUCGUCUUUGUCACCUGUUGGAGUUGGUGGUGGGCUGCCUUUGUCGAUAGUCGCGCCUGUGGUUUCGUUGGCUCAGAACGUGUUGCCUUCUUUACCGGCGAGUUCAUCAAUCAGUGUGCUGUCGGUCGCGGUGUCGACGCCUGCAUCGCUUUCGCUUUCUACACCUUCGAUUAUGGCCCUUACACCUUCUGGCCUGAGUUCUUCGGCUUUGCCUGCUGGACUUGGUAGCGGGCUCCCCGUGGCUUCGUUGAUUCAGAGCUUCUUGACUUCUUUACCGACAGUUUCUUCGAUUAGUGUGCCGUCAGUCGCGGCGCCGACAUCGAAUCCAGUAAGCAGAGUCUCGUUGCCCUCCACAUCGGUAUCGCCGGCAUCCAUUCCGUCUCCCUCCGUCUCUGGGUUAGGCGGUGUCUUACCUCUAUCGAUUCAAGACCCUGUGUCCUCCUUGCUGGAAAUCCCCUUACCUUCUAUAUCGCCGUCUCCAACCGGUCCGCCCAUCCAACCAAGUCAACUGGAACAACUGCUGUCAUACCUUUACAAUGAUCUGGGGUUUCAUCUGCCGCGAGAAGAACUCGUCAAAUUACUUCCUGGGUCAUGGCAAGCCGCGACAUCAUUCCCAUCCAGCUCUAUACCACAGCCAACUACAUCAAUACUGCUGGCAUCGAAUUCUUUAUCUUUCUCAAGCCUCGCAAACCCCGCUAGCAGCCUCAUCUCAAGUCUUGGUGGCUUACCCACAUCUACGCCUACUUCUAGAGUAGAUGUUGUUGCAGACCUCGUGGGAGGUUUACUCGGAGGCUUGGGCGUUGGAUCGAGACUGCCUACCAGCUCUAUACCGGUUUUACCAACUCAAUCGCCUUCGCUGAGUCCUCAGGGUACUCUGAUACCUACGCUCUCGACGACACGCAACGUUUUGCCCGCGUCUAGUCUUGGGGAUAGUUUACUCAACAAUCUUUUGUCGAAUCUGUUGCAGGCUCCAACGCCUGCAUUGCCUUCAAGUAUUCUGAGUUCAUUAUCAGUCGCACUAGGAUCAAAUCUAUCGUCCUCUUUAAGCCUCCCAACGUCAGUUUCUAAUGGGAUAUCCGCGAUACCGAGCAAUACUCUGCAGAACCCCAGUGUUCUCGGCGAUCUCUUGAAUAACCUAGGGUCAGGCCUACUCCAAAACCUACCAACUCCAACUCCUACGAACGUAUUGAGCUCUUUAUCAGGUGCACCAGGACCCAAUUUGCCGUCCUCUCUAACCCUCCCGUCGUCAAUUUCUAAUUCGAUAUCCGUGCUACCGAGCAGUACUCUUCAGAAUCCCAACGUUCUCGGGGAUCUCUUGAAUAACUUGCUGUCAGGAGUACUCCCGAGCCUAUCAAUUCCUGCUCUAUCUACUCCACAGCUGCCAUCUCCUUUGCUUUCCUCAGCCGCGAUAUCUACAUCACUGGAGAGUAUAUUGACAGCAGCCAGCCCCAGCAACCCGAUCAACAACAUAUUGUCCAAUCUACUACAAAACCCAGCAUCCAUUAUACCUUCUCUACUCCCCGUAGGUUCACCGCCAAUCACAGCUUUGAGUAUGUUGAACAAUCUACUGUCCAACCUCAACUCCGCGAUCCUUCCUUCCUUACCCAUCAGCGUCUCUAUCCCAAGCCUCGCAACGCCAACUACAGCGCCUCUGAACAUCUUAAGCUCGGUUCUACCGGAUGCCACACUUCCACUUCAAACGGCAACUGCGAGAUCCGGUAUCCCUAGUUUACCCGUUCAGACUACCAUAGCGCCUGGGAGCUCUGUUCCUGCGGUUCCCAGUAGAGGCCCUGAUCUCCUCAAUAACCUGCUCUCUGGGCUUGGAGUUCAAAUCCCCGCUCCUACAAAUCCAGCAAGCGCUUUGCCCUCUGUGGGGCUUGAUGUUUCGUCGCUUCUUGCAGGGUUACCUUUGAGUGUUAGUGUGGAUCCGGGGAGUGUUCUUGGUCAGCUCGGGAGUUUGCUGGGAGGUGUCAUUCCUACACCUACAAUAUCUGCUCCUGUGGUGUCGGUACCGGGACUGCCGUCUGUUGGACUUGAUCUUUCAUCGAUUGUGGCGGGCUUGCCUGCAAGCGUUCUCGGUCAAGUUGGGAGUUUGUUGGGGAAUGUCGUGCCCACACCGACGAUCUCUGUUCCCGUGGGCUCGGUACAAGGUUUAUCGUCUGCUGGGCUUGAUCUCUCGUCGAUUGUUGCACAGUUUCCCAUCAGUGUAGGUGUAGACCCGGCGAAUGUCUUGGGUCAGCUUGGGAGUUUGUUGGGAAAUGUCGUGCCGAAACCUACACUCUCUAUACCCGUGGUUUCGGUGCCACUUCUGCCUUCUGUUAUCCCCGAACUUUCGUCAAUUCUCGCGGGUCUCCCUGUUAGUGCGACUGCUAUCCCGGACAGCAUUCUCAAUCAACUCGCCACUGUUUUGGGGAAUGUUGUGCCGACACCUACAAUCUCUAUUCCUGCAGUUUCAGCACCACUUCUGCCAUCCGUCAUUCCUAAUCUAUCGUCGAUUUUGGCCGGUUUGCCCGUCAGUGCGAGCCUCAUUCCAGAUAGCGUUCUCAAUCAACUCUCCAGCGCGUUAGGUAACAUUGUGCCAGCACCUACGAUCUCUAUACCUGUGCUUCCGGUACCGCUUCUGUCCUCUGUCAUCCCCGACCUCUCAUCAAUCCUUGCGGGUUUACCAAUCAGUGCGAACGUCCCAGAGACAAUUCUUAAUCAGCUCGCCAGUGUGUUAGGUGGCAUCGUUCCAACCCCCACAAUCUCCUUUCCUGGCCUCCCUCUGCCAACUAUACCGCAAAUCGGGAUCAACGUCGACGCCCCCAACAUUGCCAGUUUAGGCGUGGGAGCAGGACUCCCCACCAAUUUCGGGGGACUUCCUCUCUCUGUUGGCUUAGAUUUAUUCGGGAACCCUGUUACUCUUCCUACGGGAACUCCAGCAGGCUCCAACACCCCUCCCGCAACAUUAACAACGACAUCAGAAGAGCCAUACUACGAAGACGAGGAAGAAGGAUGGGCCACCCUCAACUCCUACGAUCGCUCUGUGGCAGAAGCAUCUGCCUCGGCUGCCGCAUCAACCAGGAGUCGCCGUCUCCGUACCACCGUCUCAACCCAGCCGUCGCAGAGAGGUUCAUCGAGCGCUGCUCCCACCGAUAAGCCCGCGGUCGGCGCUUCGUUGAAUCUAGGUAUCUUGACGAUCGGUGCAGAUCUCCUGGGCGGAGGUACCACCAGGCCGAAUCUCCUUGACGUAAAUCUCGGGCUACCGAGUAUUGUUCCUAGUCGGUCGACGCCUUCGGUGCUGCUACCUAGUAGUGUGAGUUUUUUGGUGGAAAGUGGGACCAGUUCGGUCGCGCCAUCAGUCGCUUUGACUAGUCAAUUUGGAGGACCAUCUUUGGGUAUCAGUUUGCCUGAGUUGCUGAGUGCUCUGGGUCUGGAUCAAAUUCCAUCGUCAGUGAUUGCGGGGGCGCUACCGACUAUUGCAGCAUUGCCAUCGAGACCAAGUGGUGUGUCAGGGCUACCAUCUCCUUCAUUGACGAGCCAGAUUGGAGGGGGUUUGCCGGGGAUUUCCAUACCAGGUUUGCUUAGUGUUUUGGGUCUCGAUCAAAUUCCCACGUCUGUGGUAUUGCCAUCGAGGCCGAGUGGCGUGUCGGCACCUUCAGCUACACUGACAAACUCGGCUGGAGGGUUGCCUUUAGGGAUCGAUGUCCCUGGUCUGCUGAGUGUUCUAGGUCUUGACCAGCUUCCGACGUCUCUAGUGGCAGGAAUCCUUUCAACCUCCUUAGUAUUACCGUCUCGAGCCAGUGGCUUGCCUACAUCUUCAAUCGCACUAACAAGCCAAGCCGGGGGACUUAUUCCAGGCAUUGAUUUACCAGGCUUGCUAAGUGUUUUGGGCAUUUCUGAGCUUCCGACAUCUGUGGUACUUCCUACAGCUACGAUUCCGACUGAUAUCGAUGUUCUUGCAUCAGCGCUUCCUUUGAUAAGCCAGAUCGGAGAGAAUCUGCCGUCCGUUGGUAUCCCGAACCUGCUCAGCGCUCUGGGUCUUGACAAUCUCCCUACAUCGAUACCUCAAGUAUCGAUUCAGGUCAGCAGCGCCACAUUUGGGUCAACACCCUCUUUGACAAGCCAGGUCGGGGGAGGAGUUCCUCUCCCUCUCGACGUCCCCGGACUACUAAGUGUUCUUGGUCUUUCCCAGCUUCCAAUCCCAACAUCACUGUCCUUACGACCCAUCAUUCCGUCCUUGUCAAUUCCAAGCACCACGCUGGAAACCUUGGUUUCGCCAACUUCAUUGAUCGACGGAGAUUUAGAAUCUACGAAAUUAUCUUCUCAGCAACCGAGUGCCGCGGGAGGACUCUUCGAUCCCUUGGCAUCCUUCCUUCUUGGUGGAGGUGCUCGUCCAUCACUUACGCAGACUUUCUCUCUACCGUCAAUCUCGAGCGUGACUUCUCGUCCGCUGCAAACGCAAAAUAUCCUAGGUGGCUUGAGCCCGUCGCUAGGCCUUGAUUCGCUGCUGUCGAAUCUGAACAUUACGGGACUAUUGCAGACGCCUACCGCGGAAUUGGUUUCAGGCGUUUCUCUAAUUCCUUCGAUUACGAGACCUGCGGUUGAUGUUAGUAUACUAGCUUCUCUACUCGGAAACGUACUGCCUACGUCCGUAGGUGUACUUCCAACUCAGUCCACGAGGCCGCUGGUGGAUAUUGACGUUGGCAACGUUCUUUCUCUUCUUGGGGUGCCUCUACCAGGAUCAUUGACCCUCGAGAGCGCGAUCCCAUCUCAAACUGAGCCGGGCACAGGUGCCUCUCCUGCAAUUUCAUCCAUCACGAGACCAGUAGUUGAUGUUGGUGGACUGAAUUCGCUACUGGGGAACGUGCUACAAUCUCCGUUGGCAUCUGUACUUCCGACUUCAGGUGUUGACCUCGAUAAUGUUCUUUCUUUUAUCGGAGCUCCGCCACUGCCAUCUUUAGCUCCACAGAUUACGAGGCCGUUGGUCAGUGUCGGCGACCUUGUGUCUCUUCUAGAGAACGUUCCCGAGGUUACAGGCUUUCCAGGAUUGACCUCAUUACCCCCUAUACAGAGUACAAGGCCUUUGGUUGACAUAGAUGUUGGCAACCUUCUUUCUUUGCUUGGAGUUUCUCAACUGCCAACAUCAUUGUCACAAGUUGUGGAAACUCUAAGUAAUGACAUCCCACGGACAACUUCGAUACCACAAAGUGCGAGACCUCUUGGCGACCUUGAUAUUGGAAAUGUUCUUUCUCUUCUCGGAGACCGGCCGCUAUCGUCUUUGCUCCCACAGAUCACGCAGCCAUUAGUAGAUGUUGGUUCCCUUUUGUCUGACCUUGGCUCUCUUCCUGGAAUCUCGUCACUGCCACCAAUUGACAUACCAUCGGCCAUUGUAAGCGAGUCGCCUAUUACCCAGAUCACGAACAGCGCUGCUGCUCCAUCAAUACCCCAGAUCGGUCUGGGCCAAUUGCUCUCGAUUCUAAAUUUGCCGUCGGGUCUGGUUCAACUGCCUUCAAUAACAGUUCCGCUCGGAUCUACGUCUUUGGCCUCGGAUGAGCAACCGGUUGCUACAAACUCUAACCAGCCUCUCCCUGGAGGGCCGAUCAUCAAUCUAAGUAACGUGCUCUCUGUGCUCGGUGGCAACCCAUCUCUUCCAUCUAUCUUACCAACGCCAGAGGGAAUAUCGUCUAUCACACGGCCAGAUAUAGUCUCCACAUCCUCCCUAGUCCCUCCCGAUCGACCAAUUCUGGAUUUAAGUCCUGUACUGUCUGCACUUCUGGGAAAUGUUCCACUUCCUACCCUCCCUACUUCAUUGCUUUCGCCGACCACCAAUUUCGAUGCAUCCUCCAAAUCUCUUAUAUCUUCUUCAGUACGGCCGAUCAUUGACAUCGGUAGUUUGGCGUCCGCGCUUGCUGGUAUCUCCAAUCCUAUAGCUCUGCCAGAGCCAUUGCCCACGUCUGUUCCCAGUUCGUACACUACUCCGGUGAGAACCCGCACAACCGUCGAUGCCAAUCCUACAGCCACCAGCUCCAGACUUCGUCCUCCAAGCAGUUUGCCAGGUCGUCCGCUCGAGGGAAUCGGGCCUUUGCUCUCGAUAUUGGGUGGAUUGUCUACAUUACCUCCGAGCAUUGAAAUUCUGCCAACUGCAUCAAAUGCGCAAACGCAAAUUGUAAAUGUGGCGUCGUUGCUCUCGCUCUUCGGUGGGCUGAAUAGCGGUCUUCUUGGAUCCAUACCAACAUCAUCGGAGAGAAAUCCUUCACAGACGAUCACGGGGCAGCCUCCAAUUACCGGUCCAGCUACGCAGAAAUCGAAUACUCCACUCAUAGACCUCAAUCUCAGUCUAGGCUUGCUAGAGGGUUUGUGCCCGGGUCCGAAGUGUGAAUCAACAAAUACUGCAUCGACGAGCAGAAAGCCUUUAGUGGGAAUCGAUGCCAGUCUAGGCUUGCUAGAAGGGUUGUGCCCAGGCCCAUCUUGUCGUUCAUCACUCGCGACCAGGACGACGGAAGGCCCAUUCUCUUCCAGGCUUACGUCUGCCAGCUUGCCCUCAUCACGUUCAUCGUCGUCAUCUUCAUCGUCUCCGAGGUCUAUUUCCACACGAAGUCCGGUCGCAAAUCUAGGACCAUUGUUGUCAUUCUUGGAGGCUCAGUCGACGCGCUCGCCAGGCAUAGAUCUCGGGCCGCUCUUUUCCUUGCUCGAUAUCAACGAGCUACCGACGACGUCUUCGAGCAGACCCACUUCUGGUCCAAUUGCUUCAGUCACGCGACAGCCGCCUCUCAUCAGUGCUGAUCUUUCUCUUGGAUUGCUCGAAGGCUUAUGUCCUGGCCCCUCGUGCCGCCGCUCUACAACCACUCCAGGCUCGUAUUCUACAGCCACGCGACCAUCACCUCUCGUCAACGUCGACGUCUCUCUCGGACUGCUUGAAGGCGUAUGUCCCGGACCUUCUUGUCGCCGCUCUACAGCAACUUCACAGUCUUCAGCCCUGUGUUCAGGAUCCUCUUGUCAGAUUUCUAAGUCUGCAAGUGCUACCACCAGUAUCACUCGACUUAGUAGCUCAAAGUCCUCUACAGCCACUCGGGCUUCUUCCAAGAAUCCGCUGAUUGAUAUCAAUAUAUCGUUGGGUAUUCUUGAGGGCUUAUGCCCUGGGCCUCAAUGCCGUUCGUCUAGCUCACAACGUGGAAGCACUUUGCCGAAAUCUUCGACCAAAUCAUCGUCGCCUUUGCUGAUAACAUCGAGCCCAACACGAACUUCAAUGUCCUCCAAAGCCGGUCCAUCGCCUUCAAAACCACUCAUCGACAUCAAUUUCUCUCUAGACUUGCUUGGAGGUCUCUGCAAAGGACCGUCCUGUCGACCGUCUUCAUCUACUAGAUCGACUGGGACUGUACGCCCUGUGACUACUUCUACCUUGGUCACAACAAAACCGGUCUCAUCUUCUCGGACCAGUCUUUCCUCAACAAAGAAGCCACUGAUAGACAUCAAUCUGUCUCUCGAUAUCCUUCCAGGCUUAUGUCCUGGGCCCUCAUGUCGAAAUCCUAGUUCAACGCCAAGGUCUUCCAUAAGGUCUUCCACAGGUGUGAGAGUGUCAUCCAGCGCAUCUAAGAGUACAACGCCUGUCGCUAGUACGACGAGGCGGUCACCGACCAAAUCCCGUCCCCUGAUAGAUAUAGACGCUUCUCUAGGUGUCCUCGAUUGGUUAUGUCCCACUUGUACAGAGAUUCAGGAUGAGAAAAGCUCUUCGCGCUCAUUUCUAUCAACUAGACGCCCACUUACGUCGAAAGCAAGCACAACAUCGAGAUCUUUAUCUCCUGCAUCCCGCCCAUCUCCCCUCAUAGAUAUCAAUCUUUCACUCGGCCUUCUCACUGGAAAACCGACCACCAGGUCGACUGGCCCCAUAACUUCAUCGGUAUCAGUGAGAACUACCACGGCUCCAGUGCUUCAUACUACAUCUCACACAUCUUCAAAGUCUACGGUCAAAUCACCCCUGAUCAACAUUGACCUCUCCAUUGAUCUCCUUCCCGGUCUUUGCCCCACCUGCGAACGUACGUCUACGCAACGCAUCUCUGCAAAAACAACUUCCAACACGCUUAUAUCAGCUUCCGCAACUCUCAAAACUUCCGUCCGAAGGCCGCCUCCUCGCCUACCUCCAAUAUUUAGCGGUCUAGCUUCGUUGCUCAAUGUCCUUGAGUUUCCAGAAGAGACGAUCACUACGGGAACCUCAAAUGUAGCAUCGUCAGCUCGGAUCACGGCAAGCACGCGACGCGUGAGACCUCCGCCUCUCAUACCUCCAUUACGCAGUGGCUUAGCUUCUCUUCUCAAUGCUCUUGACUUCUUGGAUGCCGAGACGGCGACGACAACGGCGACGAAGACGGGAUUAUCUUCGAGCAUAAGUUCGACUACCAUCCCGCAGAGCACAGCAAGUAGUCAAACUAGCUUUUCGACUGUAUCUACAAGCACGGGGACUGUAGGUACGGCUUCCUCGUUUUCGCAGCGCUCCAGUGAAUUGGAAUCUUCUUCUACAGCUUCUUCGGUUUCCCGGCGAUCAAGUAGGUCAGCAUCUUCCUCAACCUCCCGGCAACCCAGCAGAACAUUGUCUUCAUCCCAAAGCAUUCGAACGACGUCGUCGAAGAAAUCUAGUGUCUCGUCAAAGAGCACUGGCACGACUGUUUCUUCCCGAUCCCGUGCUUCCUCGACUAGCAGUCAGCGAACAACACCGCGAAGUUCCACGAGGCGGUCAACAACGACUCAAACCACAUCUCGGCGGAUAAGCUCCACGAGAAGUUCCAGCUCGCAACGCACCAAUAGCUCAAUCUCGAAAAGUUCGACUGGGGGCAGCAAAUCUGCGAGUACAUCAAAAUCAACAUCUGCAAGCUCACUUAACUCACGCACUACAUCUGCUGGCACUUUUUCAAAGACAAGUCGACCAUCUACUUCAUCGACUGCUACAUCAAGGCCAAAGAGCUCUAGCGCUAGUACCAAUAGCCGACCAGGAAGUACCACCAAUUCGGCAUCCGUCAGCGUACCUAGUUCACGCAGUGGUUCAACUAGUUCCUCGCGAAAACCAACUACCUCAUCGUCGUCCAGAACCACCUCAACAUCAACAGCAGGGACAUCAUCGCUUCCAAACUCUAGUAAAUUAUCCUCUUCAACUUCAAGAUCCAGAACACUUUCCUCUUCUACCAAAUUCUCUACUUCUACACACUCUGACUUCUCGACGUCACUUCCGGGUCCAUCAACAAGCAAAACUGCGUCUUCCUUGCGCUCUUCCACGCCCUAUUCAAGCGUAAAAUCAUCUGCGUCAUCUGGGAAGCAGUCUACUUCGUCGGUUUCUACACAGACAACACGAAAGACCACUUCAACCUCCAGCAAAACGAGUAGUAGCGGAAGUCCUUCUAAGGUAUCUACAGGGUCCAGCAAAGGAUCUACUUCGUCCGGAGCCACACAGACAACACGAAAGUCCACUUCUUUGACAAUUACACUGAGCAACUCUCAUACCUCUUCUCGGACAUCUUCGAUCUCUAGCAAGCGAUCAACUUCACCGACUGCCACCCAGACAACGCAAAAAACCACUUCUUCGACGAACAAGGCGAGUGACUUCAGUAGCUCAUCCCAAACAGCUGGACGGACCAUUCAGAGUACGCGCACAUCGUCGCGCGUCACUGAUUCUUAUUCAGCAACCAGCGAAUCCAGUACUACAACGCGUACAAGCUUCUCCGGGGGCCAAAAUUCUGCAUCAUCCUCUGAUAUCAGUCUUAGAACCUCAGCCUCCGCCUCGACCACCCUUGGAAGUACACGAACAUCGAGCAUAUUUUCAAGUGCAACACCUGCUCCUAAAUCUUGCUGCGGUCAUUAUGAUGGCGAAACUUACUCCAGAAAUGGAUUCCAGUACAAGUACGAGUGUGACAAGGACUACAGUGGAUACUUUUGGCAGGGCCGUUAUUUGAUAUGGGAGGCGUAUAAUUUUGAAGAAUGCAUGAGGGGAUGUGUACUUGAUCCUCUUUGCGAUACUGCUAUAUUUGAUAGGGAUAUAUGCAGACAUGGAAAUCGGGCCGAUGAAGUAUAUGUAAGGGAAGGUUCCUGUGGAUUCAUCAAACUGAACCCUUUUUCGUCUCCUACUCUGGAAUCAUCAGUAUCUUCAUUGCCAUCGACGUCGAACAGCAUUUCUAGGGAUGCACCCGCUACUACGCGAACUUCACUGGGCAGUGGAACAACUCUGCCUCCCGGUCCGGGCUCCAAUACUAUCUCCACUUCUUCAUUGUUCGCAGAAAUGAUGUCAACAAGCGAAAACUCACAGCAAAUGACACAAGCUAAGUCUAGCCAAACAAGUAGUAUAUCUCCGCCAUCACCUACAUCAUCCUGGGUUGAAGGAUCGUCUAUGCACAUUGAAGUGGGUCGAUCGAGCAUCACCACAGGAUCUGUGAUUCUACCUAACGAGCCGACCACCAUUUCUACUUUCAAAGGAUCUUCCAUCUCGACAGGGACAAAUACCAUGUCUACAUCAAGAGAUGUGAUACCUCCUGGUCCAACUGGAACAAAAAGCUCGGAAGCAUCGACAGCCUCAAGUCAGAGAAGCUCUGGAAGUUCCAUCGCUCCGAGCAGUUCAGAAUCGGAAACCUUUUCAAGCUCGCGAACCCUUGGCACCGGUUCAAACACUCCACAAUCUACGCUAACUACCACAACCGCCACACCCCCUACUACUACCAAGUCAGAUGGACGAACGAUAACAGAUGAUUCCACUCUUACUACUACAGUCCCCUCAUCUACUUCUCAGCGGACAACUUCCUCUCGUGCGGUACCGUCCGCAAGCACAAGCUCAAUACAAUUAUCAAAUCAACCGUCUGCAGACGGGUCAUCAAGUGUUGAAAGCGAAUCCCGAAGUUUGGGGAAUACGAGGACUACUACAGGGACGUUUAGAUCACCGGAGGGCACAAUACUACCAGGGACGGUCGAGAGUGAGGCAGUGGGUGAUGCAUCAACACAGAGCACUCCGAUAUCCACCACAGGAUAUACAAAAACUUCUACGGUGAAUUCCAGAUUGCCAGAGAGCACGAAACUUCCCGGAACAGUUGAGAGUGACGCAACACGUGGUUCGUCAACGCAACGUACGCCGAUUUCGGCAACUUCAACAUCCCAGCAAAGUGGUGUCACCACGUCCUCGACUACGGGUACGCCACGGAGUACCUCCGGUAGUGUGUCGAGCAGCAGAGGAUCAACUACUUCUUCCAGGCGGAGUGUCUCCUCCACAAGACGCUCAAGCAGCACUAUUUCCACUUCAUCAAGGCAGUCCCGCUCUUCCACGAUAAGCUCAAGCCGUCAAUCGUCCGUUUCGUCGACGACAUCCAAACCUUCUUCUUCGACACCUACUAUUGUGUUCCCAUCAGGCAGAACAGGAAUCGAAACCUUCACCGGAAACGAAGGCCAAACGAGCACACAAUCAACAUCCGAAGACUCGGCGCAACGAACCAGCUCGCCAUCGCGCCAAUCUAGCAGAAGCACAUCUAGUACCCAACAGCAACCACCAACCACGCGAAAAUCUUCUUCAUCCACGAUUUCCGCGCGGCCAACAUCGAGAUCCUCCACACGACCAACCAAUUCCCUCCGCUCCACCAUCCUCCCCUCCCAACAACCCAGCAAAGCCUCUACCAACACACAACUCCCCACCCGCACACGAACAUCGUCCCGCUCAACGCAACCAUCCACACACUCGACACGCAUCCCGAACACGACCGGCUCCAUCGUCCUGCCCUCAGGCCGGUCCGGUAUAGAAACCUUCACGGAUAAAGGGAACCAAGAUGCUGGUGCGACUAUAUCUCGCAGCACGUCGCGGUCUCGCAGCCCAUCUACUACAACAGGCACAACGCGGAGGCCUACACGCACCGCCACGACCUCCCCAACAACGGAGAAGACGUUAAAACCGAGUUCUACUUCGCCUUCGAAAUCGAGAUCGCGCACAAGGACGAGGACAAGAAGACCUACAGUCACGACGACGCGCAGAUCCACCGCACGCUCCACGCUCGCAAGCACGCGGACUACACGGCGUCCUCGUUCGACGACGACGACGCGGAGACUCACCACGUCUCCUUCGCAACCGCGUCCCUCGAUCAAGGACGACGAGUGGUAUGAGGAUGAUGAGACUGCACCGCCUGACUGGGAGAUGGACGACGACGAUGAUGACAGCGACUACGAUGGCGAAGACGGUGGCGACGAUGAGUGGAUCCCUCCACCUGACUACGAGAUGGACGACGACGACGACGAUGGGGAUCUAUACAACGACGAUGACGAGGAGGAGUGGUUCCCGCCAUGGUGGUGGUGGUGGUGGGACGAUGGCGCUGCGGGCCAAAACGGGUUCGAAGAUGGUGAUGGUGAAGGCGGGGGUUUCCCGCCUUGGUGGUGGGAUAGCGGGGAGGAUGGGGUCGAGUAUGGUGUUGGGGCUGAUGAAGGGCUGCCGCCUUGGUGGUGGAGUGGUGGACAGGCGGGGCAGGAUGGGUUUGAAGGGGAGGAUGGGGAGGAUGGGGAUUAUGGCAACGGUGGGUCUGAAUCUGGGGAUGAUGCAGACUGGGAGUGGUACUGGGAUUACGGGAGUGGAGGGGCUGAAACUGGAGAAGCGGGUUCUGAAGGGAAUUGGGAUCAAGGGUGGGAGUAUGUCGACGGAGAUACUUGGGAAGAUGGUACGACUGGAGAGGGUAGUGAGGACGGGGGAAGUGCAGGAGGAGAUGAAGAAACAGACUGGCAAGGCUGGACCUGGACGUCGAUAGGAGCCGAAGAUGGUGAUGGGAACGGUGGGUUCGUGAAUGGGACGAAUGGGACGUGUGGGUGCACUUGGGAGGAUUGGGAAUGGGUGUGGAUCUGGGAUGAAGGAGUUUGAUAAGUUCUUCGCUUUUUUUUUUAUUCCCUUGGUAUUCUAAUGAUACGUUGAAGAUGAAUGAAUGAAUGAGUAGACAUGAUAUAUUAUUUCUCUCCCAUCUCUCUGCGUCUUUUGUUAUCGAAAGUAUCGAUCGGUGAUGGCCGUUGUAAUCAAAGAUCAAAUGUCGAUUGCAUGUCCCGCCCUCUGUGCGCCGAGAACACGGACUUGAUCCUCCUGUUGCGUCCUCCCGCACUGGGUCCCCUGUGCAAAUCGCUCGUGCGAGAGCCGUGGCCCCCCAAGACGCAACAGCACGAAUCAAGGCAAAGUCGAUGGCCCAAAAGUAGCAGCUGGCGGUGAUGACGAUGCUGAAAACAGCAGCUGGGAUAUGCAAGCACCGUACCGUAGUUGCGAGUCUUGGGGAGGGGAGAGACAUCAUUCGGACAUAUUUGCAUCGGGCAGGUGGACAGGGCCGCACGUUCACGAUCAGCAGCAUGUGGGCGGCAUCCCCGAAUCUUAUUUGAUGCUUUUUUACUCUCUCUCUCUAUCUCUCACUCACCCGCAUAGUCAAAAUAAUAAAGGAGAACUUGGGGGGUUUUGUUUCUCGGCAAGAGUGAGUGUGAUGCCCGCUGCUCUGCUCAGCUGAAAAACAUGGAUUCAUCUAGCUCAAAGACUUUGGAUCCAGUGAUGCUGCUCAACACGCCAAUGUUCCCCUGGUAGCUACUUGACUGACUAUGCAUCCGCGAACUUUAUACUAGCCACCCGCCACAUGCUCCUUGCAAGCGCAUCAUGGUAGACAUGUUCAAACACUCCGCCACCCUCGCCACAUCGCGAAAAAGCUUAUCCCCUCCCCCCCCCAACCAAUCAAACCCCGCACGCUCCCAAACACCUCGCGCAUCAAAUUCCCCCCUCGUAGUCCCCCACCACCCAAUCACUCUCUCCCUCCACACAACGAACCUCCCCUGAUUCCGGCUUGAAUCCAGGGCAAACCAAACCAAACCAAACCAUCCUUUUUCCCCCUCAUCGUCUCCCCCGAACAACAGGAACGCGCUAGCUGGCUUGCUAGGUACUGACUGACCUUCACCUCCCUCUUCCAGGCACGCGCUCUCGGCAUGCCCUCGACCCCACCGCACAUGCCGUCAAACGCGAACGUGCUUCUGCCUAUCACUUCGCACGCAGCGCAUGCUGUUCCCCUCUUACCGUCGCUGCGCAGGGGUGCGAGGUCGGGUGUGUCGGCAGGCUGCGAUCCAUGGGGGAGGUGAGGGGGCGCCAUGCCUGAGUAGCGGUAAUCAUGUCUGGAUGCGUGUGCGAGGCACGAAGGUCGUCGUGAACUCACCAUUGGCUGGCUUGUCCGGGCGGGUGAUUGUUUUGU
Periconia digitata is the source of this 15211-nucleotide messenger RNA. NCBI's taxonomy places the organism in Eukaryota, Fungi, Ascomycota, Dothideomycetes, Pleosporales, Periconiaceae. The record is from the annotation of a GenBank genome assembly.